Hordeum vulgare subsp. vulgare (domesticated barley) is the source of this 1575-nucleotide messenger RNA. Its product is annotated as serine/arginine repetitive matrix protein 1-like. The record is from RefSeq and is a predicted model, not a curated record. NCBI's taxonomy places the organism in Eukaryota, Viridiplantae, Streptophyta, Magnoliopsida, Poales, Poaceae. The coding region runs from base 463 to 1293 and encodes 276 amino acids. The transcript has a single exon.
AUCAUAACUACAGUUGUGGAUGGUCUUAACGUGAUACUGACAUCGUGUGCCCUCGCGGGCAUGUUUACACGUGACUUUGUGUGUAAAAUAGACUUUAUGUAAAUAAAAAUGAUGUUCCACAGUAUCAUUUUGUACUGUAUUUUGUAAGGUGUCGUAGCAAUCAAGAUCGGCUUUACCGAUGGUAGUACUCCUAUUUUAUAAGCCAACAGCAUCAAGUCGUAAAAGAUUGCCACUUCCAGCUUCACUAACUACUCGUACGCCGUAGAGAAAUUCAGCCCCCACGCCCCUCUUCCGUCCUCUCCCAAAUCGAAGCAGGACCCCGCAGCGAAGGAAGCCUUUCCAAACCCAACCGCCAGCACUACACAACACCGCGGCGCUGCCACUCAACUGAUUACUACUACCUCCGCGUCGAUCUCCGGAGGCCGGAGACGGCCGCCCAGUGCGUCGGCGGCAGCUUGAGAGAUGGGCUGCUGCUUCAGCAAGAAGCGCAUGAAGCAUCCAGACGGCUCCGCUGCCUUCCCUCCCCGCUACAAGCCGGAGGACCGCGACCCCCCGCCCCCGCCGUCGCCGGAGGAGGAGAAGGUCAAGGAGGUGCUCUCGGAGACGCCGAGCACCAAGGUGGCGGCCGCGCCUAAGCCCGUCGCCAAUGUCGUUGCUGUGGAGGAGCAAGACGUGCUGAAGGUGGAAGUGCUGAAGGUGAAGGCUAGUGUGGAUCCCGCGGUGAGCGAUCUCGGGAGCUGCCUGUCGAUGGCCACCGACGAGAGGUCCGAGGCGGCUUCCGAGUCGUCCGUCGCGACCAGCUCGCUGGCGGGGCCGGAGCGGUCCCCGGGGAAGCCGGCCAGGAAGCGCGCCGUCUCCGGCGAGCUGGGGCUAGCCCGGCGCGACCGCGCUGUCGCCGCCGCCUACGGCGUGCGGUCCCGCAGCUGCCGGGGUUCGCCGUCCCCUCCUCCGCGGCGGGAGCCGCGGGAUCGCUCCGUGCGGAGGUCGCCGUCGCCCGCGGCGAAGCGGGCGUCGCCGGAGCAGCAUCGGGCCGCGAGCCCGGUCGCGUCCCUGCAGCGGAAGCCGCCCGUCCCGAGCAGGCCGUGCAGCCGCGCGUCGCCGCGCCGGGCGCGGGAGGCCCCUCCUCCGCUGUCCCCGCCCCCGCAGCCGGAAGAGGACGCCGUCACCACGGCAGGCGAGGAAAGCGUCGCGGAGGCCAAUGCCGGGGCCGACGGCCAAGGCGCCGGCGGUGGCGAGGGGAAGGAGUCGCUGGAGAACCCGCUGGUGUCCAUGGAGUGCUUCAUCUUCCUCUGAUUUGUCCGAUUUCCCGCUAUCCUCCUUCGAAUGCCUCUCCACUAAUCCCUGUUUAGGUGUGGCUGGCGUGCUGAUUAACCUGGGCUGGGCUAGCAGCAGUAAGAAAAAAGGUGUAGCGGGUUCGCGGUGAUGUAACGCUGCCGCCACCUUCCCGCGAAAUGCUGGUGGCCUUUGUCUUACGCGUUGGGUGGGGUGGGGUCGUCUUCUUUGGCUCUUGAGGGUGAUCCUUUGUUGUAUUUUGCCCAUCUGUUUAACUCAAAGAUCGUCAAGCCUUGCUUCUGA